Coffea arabica (coffee) is the source of this 873-nucleotide messenger RNA. Lineage: Eukaryota; Viridiplantae; Streptophyta; Magnoliopsida; Gentianales; Rubiaceae. The record is from RefSeq and is a predicted model, not a curated record.
AUGGCUGGCCACCAGCCGCCAGAAGAAAGGGAUGGCCGUUCCUUUGCUACCGUCCUUCAGCAUCAGCCGGCGCCAUCCCCUUGCAAGAUCAAACCUGCUGCUCAGUUUAAAGGAGAACCAGCCGUCAUGUUCUCGGAGGAGGGCAUUACAAAGCUGGCCGCAGCCUUUAGAUUCGUGGUUGUGGGGAAGUUCUCCCACGGAAGGCCGAACCUUGAUAAUAUUCGUAAGGCUUGCUCAACGAUAGGUUUCGCUUCCACUUUCACCAUUGGUCUUCUGGAUCAACGGCAUAUCCUCAUAAGAUUUUGUUUGGAAGAGGAUUAUCUGCAUUGUUGGACAAAGGGACUGUGGAACAUCUCUGGCUUUCCCGUGCGCACUUUUAAAUGGUCGCCAGAUUUUAAGGUUACCAGUGAAUCCACACAUGCACCUGUCUGGGUUGCUUUGGAACAUCUACCCAUUCAUUUUUUUGAUAAAGCAUCGCUGUUCUCCAUCCCUACUGCUAUUGGCAGCCCCCUGCAAGUUGAUGCUGCGACUGCAAGUCUGUCCCGACCCAGUGUUGCCCGUAUCUGCAAUGAUCUUGAUAUUUUCAAGGGGUUGCCGGUUCGCAUCUGGAAUGGAGCAGGCGUCCAUGGCUUCUGGCAGCGGGUAACGUACGAGAACCUACCAUCGUACUGUUCGACUUGCAACCACCAGGGACACUAUAGUCUGGACUGUCGGCAGCAUAGGCGGGAGAACAGGGGCUAUCCGACGGGAGGUGAGGUUGUCAGGGCUGUGGGUUCCCAGGCCCAGGAGGGGAGGAACGCGGCGGACGACCAGUGGCGGAGUGUUCCAGAAUCCGACCUCACUAUGGGCGACCUUUAUGAGGUCUCGCUAUAG